Messenger RNA from Besnoitia besnoiti, 1908 nucleotides. RefSeq names its product RNA recognition motif-containing protein. The record is from RefSeq and is a predicted model, not a curated record. The coding region runs from base 1 to 1908 and encodes 635 amino acids. Lineage: Eukaryota; Apicomplexa; Conoidasida; Eucoccidiorida; Sarcocystidae. Gene Ontology annotation, molecular function: RNA binding. The transcript is spliced from 9 exons. Gene Ontology annotation, cellular component: nucleolus; U12-type spliceosomal complex. Gene Ontology annotation, biological process: positive regulation of mRNA splicing, via spliceosome.
AUGAGCAGGCUACUUGCCGGAUACCGCCGCCUUGCGCCCGGCGGCAGCAUCACACUGCACGCACGCUUCUGCAGUGUGACUGUGCCGCCCAAAGUGUCCCGUCUCACAUACUGCUUUUUAAGACGCUUCAGCAUUUUUUUGUGCGUAAGCCACAUGAGCAUGCAGUGGGAAGACUGGUCGCUGGCGAAGGCACUGGGACUCGCCUACCCCCAAAUCAGAAGCGACAAAACCACGCUCGCGCCUCCUGCAGCAUCGUCGCGGGGGGGGGUUCGCUCCUUUGGCGGCGGGGCGGAUAUUGCCCAGGUGUACGAAAGGAAUCAAGAUGCGACGCUUUACAUCGGCAACCUCGAUUCACAGGUUGAUGACGACCUGCUCUGGGAGCUUUUUGUCCAGUGUGGACCCGUCCGGACCGUCUCAGUUCCGCGGGAUAAACUGACAGGAAACCAUCAAGGCUAUGGCUUCGUGGAGUUUACGAACGAGGUUGACGCUGAGUAUGCGCUGAAGUUGAUGAACAUGGUCAAGUUGUAUGGCAAGCCUCUGCGCCUAAACAAAGCAGCGCAGGAUCGAAGAAAUUUCGAUAUCGGUGCGAACAUUUUCUUGGGCAAUCUCGAUCCUGAUGUGGAUGAGAAGACGAUUUACGACACUUUCUCAUCGUUCGGAAACAUCACGUCGACUAAGAUUAUGCGAGAUCCUGAGACCGGCAUCUCGCGCGGCUUUGGCUUCGUCUCCUUCGACACCUUCGAAGCCUCGGACGCAGCCCUGGCAGCCAUGAACGGCCAGUUCAUCUGCAAUCGCCCCAUUCAUGUCUCUUAUGCCUAUAAGAAGGAUACGAGGGGCGAGCGCCACGGCUCGGCAGCCGAGCGUCUUCUGGCCGCCAGCCGGCCCCAGAUCACGAACCCGAAUGCGCCUGCCACGGGCGCCAUCAAGCCUGUGCCGAGUCCUCUGAUGCAGGGCGGCCCGCAGGGCCAAGGCUCAGGCCUCAUGGGUGGUGCAGGUCUGCCCGGUAUCCCUCCACCUCCUAUGCUCGGCGGUCUUCCCCCUCGGGGACCCCCUGGAGGCCCUGGCGGGUUCCAGACGCCCUCCUUUGGCUCCAACCAGGGGGGGACAGGCCCAGGAGUCCAGGGGGGUGCUGGGGCUGGCGGCGCCGCAGGAGGUGUCUCAGGAGCUGGAGGGAGAGUGGGCGACUUGCCGCCCCUUCCGCUCCCGCCCAACAUGGCUGGCGGCUUGCCGAACCUGCCCAUGGGUCUUCCUCCUCCGCCUCUGCUCUUCAUGCCCAGACCCGGAAUGCCACCUUUCCCGCCACUCCCGAACAUGACCCACGUGGGAAAUGGCUCGUCCCCCCAGGGGCCGCCGGGCCCUGGAGGCUCUUCGGCGUCUCCUGGGCAAGUGCCGCCUGCCCGCACGCAGGGCCCCCCAGCGGUCUCGCCACUGCGACCCGCACCGGGCGGGCCCAUGGGCCCCCCCGGGCCCGCGUCGCCGUCGGGGUCGGAUCUGUUUUCCGGGGCUCCGGGCGCUGGAGCAGGCCCAUGUGGCCCAGGGGGCCCCAGACCCUCACCGGGCGCUGGACUCGCUCCUCCGGGAGGCGUCGCCUCCUCCAUGCGGUCAGAUCUUCUCCCGCCUCCCCCGCCACUUAUCCUGUCUCCAGGAGCUCCUGGGGCGGGACCUCAGCGUCCAGGGGGCCUCCCCGGCGGCCGCGCCCCCGGCUUCAGCCCCAUGCCGAAUAUGCGACCUCCGAUGGGACCUCCUCAUGGCGGGCCCCUCAUGGGUGCACCUCCGGGGACCACGCCGCCCAACAUGGGUCCGCCGCCCAUGGGCGGUCUCAUGGGCCGUGGGCCCAUGCCUCCGGGUGGGCCUGGGAUGAUGCCUGGGGGAGCGCAGCAGCCGCAUCGCCCACCGAUGAGAGGAUAG